Diachasma alloeum is the source of this 4665-nucleotide messenger RNA. RefSeq names its product DNA-directed RNA polymerase III subunit RPC1 (gene Polr3A). The record is from RefSeq and is a predicted model, not a curated record. NCBI's taxonomy places the organism in Eukaryota, Metazoa, Arthropoda, Insecta, Hymenoptera, Braconidae. Gene Ontology annotation, molecular function: DNA binding; DNA-directed RNA polymerase activity. Bases 412 to 4557 code for a protein of 1381 amino acids. Gene Ontology annotation, biological process: DNA-templated transcription. The transcript has 6 exons.
GGAAAGAACACGAAAGAGGGAGGAAAUUUAUCUGAACAAAAAUUUUACUCCAAUUCCAGGACACCUACCUUCCUACCUAUAUAAUCAUUUAUCGGCACCUGUUACUCCUUUUGAAAAUAUUGAGCCUGCACUUUCAUUGGACGUCACUAGAAGUGUCGCCACCUUCCCACAACUUCAGAUUCUGGAGAGGAAUGAGGAAGUCGAGGUCGAGGGCACCGUUGAGGAUCACGUUGGAUCAUACAUAGAACACGAAUUUCAAUUCUGACUAUUUAAUUUAUAUUUCAGUGAAAAUGAAUUCUUAGGUGAAUAAUAAUAAAUUUGUGUGAUGAAGUUAGACUGUGCGUCAACGUUUAUCAACCGAAGGUUCUGAUAAAAAUUCUCUUGUCGCUGAUUCUAACCUAAACAGUAAACAUGGUGAAAGAGCAAUACCGGGCUACUGAUGUUGCUCGAAAAAUCUCUCAUGUAUCAUUCGGCGUGGACAGUCGUCACAACAUUGAACGGCAGGCGCAUAUUCAUGUUGUGGCAAAGCCGUUGUACACUCAGGAUAAUCAUACUCCACUUCCCUAUGGAGUACUCGACAAACGAAUGGGUACUUGCUCAAAUGCAACACCCUGUGGCACUUGUGGGAAGAACCUCAGCGAGUGUAUUGGACACUUUGGGUACAUUGAUCUUGAAUUACCAGUCUUUCAUGUUGGCUAUUUUAGAUCAAUCAUUGGAAUUUUACAAACAAUUUGCAAGAAAUGUUCUCACGUAAUGCUACCGGAAAGAGACAAAAAACUUUACUUGAACCGGGUGGUGAACCCCAACUUGGGCUACUUAAACCGCAAAGCCCUUCGAAAGGUAAUUCUCGACAAAACCAAGAAAGUUACAAUCUGCCCUAACUGCAAAGACCUGAACGGCAUGGUAAAAAAAGCCGGUUUGCUGAAAAUCGUGCACGAGAAGUACCGCUCAAAAAAGAAGACCGACCCAAUCGUCGAACAAAAACUAGCCGAAUACUCUAAUGUGACGAAAGACAACAAAGAGGUGGAAUCAAUUCUUCAAGCUGGCCUAGUCAACGUCCUGAACCCCCUUGAGGUCCAAGGCAUCUUCGAGCGCAUCCCCCUGAACGAUAUUCCCCUCCUCCUCAUGAACCCUAACUGCGCCCUUCCCAAGGACCUAAUCCUCACUCGAAUUCCAGUUCCCCCCAUCUGCAUUCGCCCCAGCGUAGUCUCUGACUUGAAAGCAGGAACCAACGAGGACAAUCUCACCAUGAAGCUUUCAGAAAUUAUUUUUAUCAACAAUGUCAUUCAAAAACAUAGGCAAAGUGGUACGAAAGUACAAAUGUACAACGAAGACUGGGAAUUCUUACAGCUCCAUUGUGCCCUUUAUAUCAACAGUGAAAUGUCAGGGAUUCCUAUAAACAUGCAGCCCAAAAAAUCUCCAGGAAGAGGUCUAGUACAACGAUUGAAAGGUAAACAGGGGAGAUUUAGGGGGAACUUGUCAGGAAAACGAGUGGACUUCUCCUCUAGAACUGUCAUCUCCCCAGAUCCGAACUUGAGAAUUGAACAGGUUGGAGUUCCAAUUCACGUAGCAAAAAUCUUGACUUUCCCUGAACGAGUCAAUCCCUCGAACAUAGAGUUAAUGAGAAAAUUGGUUCAAAAUGGACCCGAUGUUCAUCCAGGUGCUAAUUUCGUACAGCAAGGACGAACACAAUUCAAGAAAUUCCUUCGAUACGGAAAUCGUCAGAAGAUCGCUCAGGAUUUGCAAUAUGGUGACAUUAUCGAGCGUCAUCUCCGAGACGACGACAUCGUCCUUUUUAACCGUCAACCUUCCCUCCAUAAAUUAUCAAUCAUGGCGCAUAAAGCAAAAGUACUAGAGCAUCGAACAUUCCGCUUUAACGAAUGUGUUUGUACUCCCUACAACGCAGAUUUCGACGGUGAUGAGAUGAAUCUUCAUCUCCCUCAAACCGAAGAAGCUCGCGCUGAAGCCCUAGUUCUCAUGGGAAAUAAAUCAAACCUUGUAACCCCACGAAAUGGUGAAUUGCUCAUCGCUGCAACUCAAGACUUCAUCACUGGGGGUUACUUAUUAACCCAAAAGGACACCUUUCUGAAUAAAUCACAGGCUUGCCAACUCGCUUCAUGUCUCCUCGCAGGUCCAGACUCUUCGAUGAAUAUCGACCUUCCCUCUCCAGCCAUUAUGAAACCCCAACAACUCUGGACAGGAAAACAGAUUUUUAGUUUAAUCCUACGACCAAACUCUUCCUGCCAAAUCCUUGCUAAUCUCAAAACUAAAGGAAGGGCUUACACUUAUGAUGAAGAACUCUGUAUGAAUGAUUCUUACGUAAUUAUCAGGAACUCUGAGCUUCUUGCAGGAGCGAUGGAUAAGUCAACCCUAGGCUCUGGCGCGAAACAGAAUAUCUUUUACGUUCUUUUAAGAGACUGGGGUGAGGAUGCUUCAACCAUUGCAAUGUGGCGAUUAGCGAGAAUGGCCAGUUACUUUUUGAUGAAUCGAGGCUUUUCUAUUGGAAUUGGAGAUGUUACCCCUGGCCAAGGACUGCUUAGGGCUAAAUACGAACUGCUGAGUGCUGGAUAUGGUAAGUGCACUCAAUACAUCAAGCAAAUGGAAGAUGGCCGUCUUCCUUGCCAGCCUGGUUUAUCAGCAGAGGAGAGUCUCGAAGCCGUAAUUCUCAAGGAACUCUCAGUAAUCAGAGAUCACGCUGGAAAGGCUUGCUUGAAAGAGCUCCACCAUAGUAACUCGCCAUUAGUGAUGGCAUUAUCCGGAAGUAAAGGAUCCUUCAUCAAUAUCUCCCAGAUGAUCGCUUGUGUCGGCCAACAAGCCAUCAGUGGACACCGUGUCCCAAAUGGCUUUGAAGACCGAGCUCUACCCCACUUUGAGAGACAUUCAAAGGUUCCUGCAGCCAAGGGAUUCGUCGAGAACUCUUUUUACUCUGGACUCACACCCACUGAGUUCUUCUUCCACACAAUGGGAGGACGAGAGGGGCUGGUUGACACAGCUGUCAAGACAGCUGAGACUGGGUACAUGCAGCGAAGAUUGGUCAAGAGUCUGGAGGAUCUCUGUCUGCAUUAUGAUAUGACUGUUAGGAACUCCACCGGAGAUAUUGUUCAGAUUCUUUACGGAGGAGAUGCUCUAGAUCCUACUUACAUGGAGGGAAAGGACUGUCCUGUUGAUUACAAACGAGUUCUUGAUCAUGUUCGAGCCAAAUCCCCAUGCAAGGAUGAAGAUUCACUUGAUGGGCCUAGUGUUAUCAAAGCAACCGUUCAGCUGUUGAAUACCGAAGAGUUCUCUUGUCUAUCUGAAGAGUUUAAGAACGAGUUGAUUAUGUUCCUGAAAGGGGUUUCAAGAAGUAUCACGAGGUUUAGAAUGCUUUACAAUCCUAAAAUCAAGGUUAACCAGCAAUUGGAGAGGCUGACAGUGUCACAGUUGGUGGAGUUUAUUCAUACAUGCAAGGAGAAAUUCAUGAGGGCGAAGAUUGAGCCAGGAACUGCAGUGGGGGCGCUGGCAGCCCAAAGCAUUGGAGAACCCGGAACCCAGAUGACCCUCAAGACUUUUCACUUUGCUGGAGUCGCGAGUAUGAAUAUUACACAGGGAGUGCCGAGAAUUAAAGAAAUUAUUAAUGCCAAUCAUAAGAUUAGUACUCCCAUCAUUACCGCUGCUUUGGAGAAUGAAAGUGACGCUGAAUUCGCGAGGAGGGUCAAGGGGAGGAUUGAGAAGACGACGCUAGGGGAGGUAACGGAGUAUAUAGAGGAGGUUUACCUGCCCGACGAUUGCUUUUUACUUAUUAAACUGGAUAUUGAUAGGAUCAAGUUGUUGAAGCUGGAGGUUGAUGCCAACUCGAUUCGAUAUGCGCUAUGUACCUCGAAGCUGAAACUCAAUCCUAAACAUGUGAAUGUCAGAGGGGAGUCUAUACUGACGAUCAAUCCUAGUAGUCAGAAGCAUAGUCUGAAUCAUGCGCUCAUGUUGCUGAAAGAGUCUGUGCCCAAUGUUGUUAUUAAAGGAUUGGCUACUGUGGCCAGGGCGGUUAUUCAUAAUGAUGAUUCAAGUGGAAAGACAGAGUAUAAAGUUUAUGUGGAGGGGGAUAACAUGAGGGAAGUCAUGGCGACCAGGGGUGUACUAGGUUGUAAAACUACGUCGAAUAAUACUGUAGAGGUUUUCAAGACACUGGGGAUCGAGGCAGCUCGUGCCACUAUCAUGACUGAAAUUAAAAAAGUGAUGGAGGGCCAUGGAAUGAGUAUUGAUCGUCGCCAUCCAAUGCUCGUUGCAGAUCUUAUGACCAGUCGAGGAGAAGUUCUUGGAAUCACAAGGCAGGGCCUUGCGAAAAUGAAAGAGUCUAUCCUCAACUUAGCCUCAUUUGAAAAAACGGCUGAUCAUUUAUUCGAUGCCGCGUACUAUGGCCAAACAGACGCAAUCUGCGGUGUCUCGGAGUCCAUCAUCAUGGGAAUUCCCGUACCAGUGGGAACUGGAAUAUUCAAACUACUCCAUAAAUCUGAAAGGAGUGAAUUGAAGAAACACGAACUGAUUUUCGAUGACCCCCAGUUUCACACUAGUGUUACAACGUAGCGUUAACUGUAUUUUAGGAAUUUGUUAAUUAAUUAAUUCAUUGAACUACUGAAGCUAUGUAAUAUAUAAAAGAUUUUGUAUCAAAUCCUGUCGAGAUUUUUCGCUUUU